AUGGAGUCUAGAACAUUGAAGGACAUAUUGGAUGGUGACAACGAUGUCGAGAUCGAAGAAGCUGACGUGAAACAACCGGGAGAUUUAGCACAUUUAGAUGCUACUCAAGAAGAUGCCAAUGGAGAACAACCCAAUAAUUCAGAAUUAUGUGCAGAAUGUCAAGAUAUGAGAAUAGAAGUUGUUUGUAAUAGUUGUGAAGAAAAUUUCUGUGGUGGGUGUUUUAAUUUGAUACAUAAUGGUGGUAAAAGAAAAACCCAUGAUUCAAUUAAAUUGUACUCCGAACAAACCCCAGAUACCUCAAAUGGUGAUUCGAAAAAACAACCAACAAAGGAUGAAGAUGAUAAUCAAGAUGAUGAAGAUACUCAAGUCGAUGGGGAUGCCGCUCCGGUACCAGCUGAAACUUCCAUCAACAGAAGACUAGUGGAAAGUAUCAAGAAUCAAGUCAAAUAUAUCCCAUUAAGAUUAACCGCUGAAGAACGUCAUUUAUUACAUCUUUUAGAAGCCGCUCUAAGUGUUUCUCAAUACACUGAUAAAGUUGAUAUCGUAUCACACACUUCAAAAUCUAAGAGAAUCGUAUCACAAUUGAAAGAAAUGUGCUCUGUCUUAGCAGGUCUUGUUGUUGCAUCAAAUUUGAAAAGUGGUCAAAAUUUAAUUGAGAAUAAAAAUUUUGAAGAUAAUGCUGAUUGGUAUAAGACUGUUUUUGAAAUUGGUAGACGUUAUAAAAUUAUGAAUCCUGAAAGAAUGAGAGAAAAUUUCGGGAAAUUAUGUUAUAUGGUUAUGGAUUCAAGAUUACCAGAAAUUGAAUCACAUAUGGAAUUCCAUCUUUAUAAACCAAUUAAAACAGUUUAUAGUUAUCUAAGUUCUAGACCUGAAGAUCAAGGGAAAGCUUUAGGAUUAUUUGAUGAUGAAUUAAUUAUUUAUGCUACAGCUGAAAUUUCACCAGUAGGGAAAUCAAGACGUGAAGUUCAAAGAGAUAUUAAAAUCAAAGAAAAUUCAAUUGAAAAAUUAUCAUCAAAAUAUUCUUCAUUCAGAGGAGGUUUUUCAAAAGAAGAAAUUCGUCAAGUAUUAUAUUCAAUCGGUGAUUAUAAUGCUUAUACACAUAUGAAUCGUAAACCAAUUUUAAGAUUUAUUGAAAGAUUAAAUCAAUUUAAUGAAGAUGAUAUUAAAUCACAAUUUUCCAUUGGUAUUCAAUAUGGUAGAUCCGGAGCAAGAUUAACACAUGAUCAUGAUAGACAAUUCCAAUAUGUUUACCAAUCUUUAACUCUAUGGUCUAUUAUUCAAAGAGAAAUGAUCCGUCUUUGGUCAAUUGCAGAUGAUGAUAUGUUUGAUGGUAGAGCUUAUAAAUUAUCUUUUACAGGUCAAGGUUUACAUAGAGUUAAAGCAUGCCCGGCAUUAUACAAGGAAAUGUAUAGAAUUGUCGGAGAAUGUAAAUCAAGAUGUUCAAAUUGGAUUGGUUCAAGUGUGGUACAUCUUGGUGAUGAUGCAGUUCCAAAUGCAUUACAUUUCUUGGAUAAAUAUACUCAAGUUCCAAAUAUUUUAAUUCCAAUUGAUCAAUGUCUUUUGAAAAUUGAUGAAUUAAAUAAUGAUCCUUUCACAAAAAGAUAUAUUCAAGAUCAAUUUGGAAAUUCUGAAAAAUUAAAAUUAUCAAUCUUACAAGAUUGUUAUGCUCAUAUGUUUGAUGGUAGUGGUGCUGAUAAUUUUUACAUGUCUGGUUCAUGUAUAGAUGGUCGUUUAACAAGUGCUUGGAAUCAUACCAAUCAAAUCGCCAAAAAGCCAUACUAUAACAUAUUCUUGUUGACUGGAUUCAUUGGAUUCAACGGUUCAGAUGGUUUCUAA
Messenger RNA from Hansenula ciferrii, 1836 nucleotides. RefSeq lists its product as uncharacterized. The coding region runs from base 1 to 1836 and encodes 611 amino acids. The record is from RefSeq and is a predicted model, not a curated record. The transcript has a single exon. Lineage: Eukaryota; Fungi; Ascomycota; Saccharomycetes; Phaffomycetales; Wickerhamomycetaceae. Gene Ontology annotation, molecular function: zinc ion binding.